Hibiscus syriacus is the source of this 1087-nucleotide messenger RNA. Its product is annotated as BRI1 kinase inhibitor 1-like. Gene Ontology annotation, cellular component: plasma membrane. The record is from RefSeq and is a predicted model, not a curated record. Gene Ontology annotation, molecular function: kinase inhibitor activity. NCBI's taxonomy places the organism in Eukaryota, Viridiplantae, Streptophyta, Magnoliopsida, Malvales, Malvaceae. The transcript has a single exon. The coding region runs from base 79 to 1017 and encodes 312 amino acids.
CUCUCUUCACACAACAACAAAAUUUGAGAAUUUUUCUUCACGUCUUUCUACUCUUUGAAGGUAGUCUUAGUAUCAAUCAUGGAUACUUACCAUCAUCAACAUGAAGAAGAAGAAGAAGAAGAAGAUAAUGAUGAUGAUAAUGAAGAAGACGAUGAAGAAGAAGGCAAGCUAAAAGAGGAAACAAAAGAAGGAUCAUCAUCAACAUUAUCGCCUAAUUCAGCUCCUUCACCAUCUUCCACCUCCCCUUGUCAUGAAUUUUCCUUCAGAAUCUCUCUCCAUUCAUCUUCCGAUUAUAAAACCAAAACUCCAUCUUCCAUCGCCGUCGAUUUAUCUCCGGCCGAUGACAUUUUCUUCCAUGGACACUUGCUUCCCCUUCAUCUCCUUUCUCACCUCCCUGUCUCCCCACGCUUAUCAACGAGUUCAUCGGACGGCUUCAACUUUCCCGGAAGAGAGUUAUUCUAUGAUCUCAAAUCUGUAAAACCCAUCAACAAAAGCGACGGCAAUAUCCAGAAACAUGAAAGGCUCAGCCACGGCUAUCAUCAUCAAAGUCACGCCAUAGAAGCGAAAGUGAAGAACAAGUCAAAUUCUUUCUCUUUGUUCGGUUUAAAAAGACAGCAGAAAGGGAGCGUCAAGGUUAGAGAAACAGAAGAGAAAGAGAAUGACAAGAAAAAGAUGAGAUUCAAUGUGUUAAAUAAGUACACGAGAAUGAUUAGGCCAUUUUUGUUCUUCAGAAGAAAGAGAGAGAAUCUCCAUCUCCAUAGACAAGCUUACUCAUUUUCAGGUAAUUUGAGGAACAAAAAAACAGAGUUGAGAGGAAGGAGAGGAGGAGACUAUUAUUCAGCUCCUCCUUCAAUAAGAACAUCACCUUCGAAUAGUGGUCUUCUUGUUGCAACCAAAGGGCAUCCUUGUUCAACCAGCGAGAGCACCACGGAAGAGCUGCAGGCUGCGAUUCAAUCUGCAAUUGCUCAUUGCAAGAACUCCAUUAAAGGGGAGGACAAACUUAAAAGCCAGGCCUAGUUUUGAUUUUUCUUUUCCAAUUUCAAUCAACUUCUAUGAGUUAUAUUAUUGCUUUAAUAAAUUUUCUUCC